This is a messenger RNA of Kluyveromyces marxianus DMKU3-1042, 399 nucleotides long. RefSeq names its product histone H2B (gene HTB1). Bases 1 to 399 code for a protein of 132 amino acids. Gene Ontology annotation, cellular component: nucleosome. The transcript has a single exon. Gene Ontology annotation, molecular function: DNA binding; protein heterodimerization activity; structural constituent of chromatin. Lineage: Eukaryota; Fungi; Ascomycota; Saccharomycetes; Saccharomycetales; Saccharomycetaceae. The record is from RefSeq and is a predicted model, not a curated record. Gene Ontology annotation, biological process: nucleosome assembly.
AUGUCCGCUAAAGCAUCCAAGGCCCCAGCCUCCAAGGCUCCAGCUGAAAAGAAGCCAGCUGCUAAGAAGACCGCUUCUUCCGUUGACCCAUCCAAGAAGAGAAACAAGGCCAGAAAGGAGACUUACUCCUCUUACAUCUACAAGGUUUUGAAGCAAACCCAUCCAGACACUGGUAUUUCCCAAAAGUCGAUGUCUAUCUUGAACUCUUUUGUCAACGAUAUCUUCGAGAGAAUUGCUACCGAAUCUUCCAAGUUGGCUGCCUACAACAAGAAGUCUACUAUUUCUGCCAGAGAAAUCCAAACUGCUGUGAGAUUGAUCUUGCCAGGUGAGUUGGCCAAGCAUGCUGUUUCUGAAGGUACCAGAGCUGUGACGAAGUACUCUUCUUCGACACAGGCUUAA